CUAAGCACAGGGCAGACUCCUCGUCCCCCACAGGAUCUGGUUGGGGUAGGAGCUGAGUGUCCUUCUAUAUAACAGAACCAAGCAAGGCCCCGGGAGGAGAGCCAGGAGGGGCAGAGGCUGGGCUCUUCAGCUGUUGAGAAUUUUCCCGGCGCUCAGCUGAAACUUGCAUCCUCUCUUCUGUCCUGAAUGUUUUCCCCAACAUGGAGACAAUAAGCUUAUUCAUCUUGGUGGGAUUUCUAGGAGAGUUCCCAGUUUUUUCAAGCGCCUCCUCCCCUGUCAAUUGCCAGUGGGGUUCCUUCGGCCCUUGGUCAGAAUGCAAUGGGUGUACCAAGUCUCAGACCCGCAGGCGGACCCCUGCCGUGUACGGGCAGUACGGCGGCCAGCCCUGCGCGGACAGUGCUUUUCAGACACGAGCGUGUGAGCCUGUGCAAGGCUGCCCCACCGAGGACGGGUGUGGAGAGCGCUUCAGGUGUUUCUCAGGCCAGUGCAUCAGCAGGGCUUUGGUUUGCAACGGGGAUUCUGACUGUGACGAGGACAGUGCCGACGAAGACAAGUGUGAGGACACAGACCGCAGGCCCUCCUGCGACCUCGAUAAACCUCCUCCCAACGUAGAAUCUACCGGAAAUGGUUACAAUGCACUGACUGGCCAGUUCCGGAGCAGAGUCAUCAACACGAAUAGCUUUGGCGGUCAGUGCAGAAAGGUGUUCAGUGGGGAUGGACGAGAGUUCUACAGGCUGAGCGCGAACAUCAUCUCCUACACAUUUCAGGUGAAAGUAAAUAAUGAUUUUAAUUAUGAAUUCUACAACAGUAGCUGGUCUUAUGUAAAAGAAACAUCAUCAACAUAUUCAUCAUCUACAAGGAAAAAAUCCUUUUUUGGACUUAUCUCACGGAAUUCAGAUACGCAUUCUACAACAAGAAGUAGCAAUAUAAACCAGCAGCAAAAGAGUUAUCAGUUGUUGGUUGUUGAAAACACGGUGGAAGUGGCUCAGUUCAUCAAUAACAGCCCGGAGUUUUUACAGCUCUCUGAGCCGUUCUGGAGGGAACUCUCCUACCUCCCCUCUCUGUAUGACUACAGCGCCUACCGAAAAUUGAUUGACAAAUACGGGACACAUUUUCUGCAGUCUGGAUCCUUAGGAGGAGAAUACAAAGUUCUAUUUUAUGUGGACACAGAAAAAAUGAAACAGAGCGAUUCUGGGUACAUAAAUAUGAAGGAAUGUUCUUCCAAAAAUGUCAACUUUCUGUUUGGUAAAUCUUCUUCAAGCAAAUGCAAGGCACUGGACGAAGGCUUGAGAAGGGCUGCAGGCACUCAGAGCAACGUGUUGCGAGGGGACCCCCUUGUCAGAGGGGGCCACCCAGGCUUGGCCACUGGCCUCAGUUUCCUGGAGCUGGAUAACCCCGCUGGAAACCAGCAGCGGUAUUCUGCCUGGGCCGGCUCGGUGACCAAGCUUCCCCAAGUCAUAAAGCAGAAGCUGACGCCUCUGUACGAGCUGGUGAAGGAAGUGCCCUGUGCCUCCGUGAAGAGACUCUACCUGAGGCGGGCCCUGGAGGACUACCUGGAUGAGUCGGACCCCUGCCACUGCCGGCCUUGCCAGCACGGGGGCCUUGCCACUGUGGAGGGGACCGGGUGCCAGUGCCACUGCAAACCAUACACGUUCGGCGCGGCCUGCGAGAAAGGGGUCCUCGUAGGCGAGGAAGCAGGAAAGGUUGAUGGAGGUUGGGAUUGCUGGUCCUCUUGGAGCCCCUGUGUGGAAGGGAAGAAAACAAGGAGCAGAAAAUGCAAUAACCCCCCUCCCAGUGGGGGUGGGCAAUCCUGCGUUGGAGAGACGUCAGAGAGCAGGCAGUGCGGGGAGGAAGACGAGGAGCUGAAGCAUCUUAGAUUGCUCGAACCCCAUUGUUUUCCUUUGCCUUUGAGUUCAACAAGUUUCUGCCCACCACCCCCUGCCUUGGAGCACGGAUUUGUUCAAGAUAAAGAUACCAUGUUUCCUGUUGGGAAAAACAUAGUCUACACCUGCAGGGAAGGGUACUCUCUUGUUGGAGAUCCUGUUGCCAGAUGUGGGGAUGAUUUGCAGUGGCUGGCUGGCGAAAAGCAUUGUCAGGAAAUUGCCUGUGUUCUGCCUACACUGAUGGAUGGCAUACAGAGUCAUCCCCAGAAGCCUUCCUACACAAUUGGCGAGAAGGUGACCUUAUCCUGUUCAAGUGGCAUGUCCUUAGAAGGUCCUUCAACAUUUCUGUGUGGAUCCAGCCUGAAGUGGAGCCCCGAGAUAAGGAGUGCCCGCUGUGUGCGUAAAGAUGCCCCCUUGACACAGGCUGCGCCUGUCUGUCAGCCCUGGGAGAAAGUGAAGGAUUCAAGAUGUGUUUGUAAAUUGCCCUACGAAUGUCGGCCGUCCCUGGAGGUGUGCGCUCAGGACGAGAGGACCCAGAAGGCGCUGGCCCUGACCGUCUGCAAGGUGCACGCGCUGCGCUGCCGCGGCCGGAGCUUCGCCGUGGCCCGCGCGGAGGCCUGUGCGCAGCCCGCCCCCGCCGCCAGGGCCUGCGGCGCGUGUCCGCCCUGGGAGAAGUGCGAUGCCCAGAGCAGCGCGUGCGUCUGCAGAGGAGCGGCGGAGUGCGAGGGGGGGGGGAUCCGCAUCUGCGUGGACGUCAACGGCCAGGAGCAGACGAUGACGGAGUGUGAGGCUGGCGUCCUGAGGUGUCAAGGGCAGAGCGUCUCUGUCACCAGCAUCAUGCCCUGCGAGGGGGGCACCCCGUAG
Molecule: messenger RNA, 2747 nt
Organism: Molossus molossus (Pallas's mastiff bat)
Lineage: Eukaryota; Metazoa; Chordata; Mammalia; Chiroptera; Molossidae
Gene: C7
Product: complement C7
Exons: 18
Coding region: 201-2747 (848 amino acids)
Biological process (GO): immune response
Cellular component (GO): membrane attack complex
Molecular function (GO): protein binding
Source: RefSeq, a predicted model, not a curated record